AUGGCUGCAUCACCUCCUUCUCCCCGAUUACAACCGACAUACCGGUCGACGAGGUCGCUUGGCGGCUCCGAAGCCACUUCUCCAAGUCGCAUCAAAAUUCGGGACUUGUCGCAUAUCCGGAGUUUCGCCAGCGAAGAGUAUCUGGCCCGACCUCGGAUGGGAGCUCGUUCGUCCAGCUCUUUCUCAGACCCGGGAAGACAAUACGAGAUCAGCUCGAUGCCAGUUACGGACAUUAUCGAAAUGGUGGCCGGACUCUUGACGAAAAUCACCACCACAAACGACCGACAACACGAGCAUCACCGACCAAUGCCACUUACAGAAGAACAAAGUCAUUUAAACCCCCACGCAUCUUGCGUGUUGGCCUUCCAUGGACGAAACGUCCCGGGAAUAACGAUCCUGAGUUAUCUGAGUCGGAUUCAUAGGUACUGUCCGACCACAUAUGAGGUGUUUCUGAGCCUGUUGGUAUAUUUCGACCGAAUGACAGAGAUGGUCAAUCGAGGCCUUCUCGAGCAGGGCCAGUACCGUAGCGAUGGUUCGCCUGCAACUGCUCCUCAAGCAUCCACACCCACACCCCGUUCUCCAAUGCCCAUGCACGUGGACAGUCCGCACGAACAUCAGGAUGUCAGCGGUGGAUCAUCGUCGGAACCGCCAUCUCCGCAGGCUUCGUCCAGUGCCCCGGCCUCUAGGACACCUGGAGAUCUGUCACAAUUUUUUGUUGUUGACAGUUACAAUAUUCAUCGGCUUAUCAUUGCUGGUGUUACUUGUGCCAGCAAGUUCUUUUCGGACGUCUUCUACACCAACUCCAGAUAUGCCAAGGUCGGGGGUCUUCCACUUGCCGAGCUCAAUAACCUCGAGCUCCAAUUUUUGCUCCUCAAUGACUUCAGACUAUCUGUGCCAGUAGAAGAACUGGAAGCCUACGGCACGAUGCUUGUCGAGUUCUAUGCCCGCGAACUAGUGGCGCAGCAACAACAACAACAACAGUCUGCUCAUGCAGGCUCGUCGCCUCAAUCGAACGAUGGAAUCUACAUGGAACCAGGGUCGUCGAAGGCAACGGGACAACCAUCUUAA
Messenger RNA from Exophiala dermatitidis NIH/UT8656, 1068 nucleotides. RefSeq lists its product as uncharacterized. Gene Ontology annotation, cellular component: cyclin-dependent protein kinase holoenzyme complex; nucleus. The transcript has 2 exons. Gene Ontology annotation, biological process: regulation of cyclin-dependent protein serine/threonine kinase activity. The coding region runs from base 1 to 1068 and encodes 355 amino acids. NCBI's taxonomy places the organism in Eukaryota, Fungi, Ascomycota, Eurotiomycetes, Chaetothyriales, Herpotrichiellaceae. The record is from RefSeq and is a predicted model, not a curated record. Gene Ontology annotation, molecular function: protein kinase binding; cyclin-dependent protein serine/threonine kinase regulator activity.